AUGGGAUCACAACCAUCCAAGCCAGCGGAAACUAAAGUUUUUACUCCCAAGACGCAGGUUGAUUUCACAAGCACUCUUCUGGCACAAUUAGAACAAUCCACGGAAGGUGAUUACACCAGACAACAGUUGGCUAAUAGAUAUUUGGAACAAAGGGUUUCGGAAAAACUGUCACAACUCGAAGAAGAGACGCUGAAAAAAUUCGAAGACAAACUCAACACCUCUUUGCUGUCCGAAGAUGGUCAUUCGAACAAUGAAUUGUCAUCGAAAGCGCUAAGUGAAAAAGUAACCCACUUAAACGAACGUUUGGCCAAGAUCAAAGAAAACCAGGCUAUCAAACUCUCAAACGAUAGCUUGAAGCAAUGCAAGGAAGCACUUGCUAAUUGUCUGAGGGACAAUGAAGGCAAACCUCUCAAUUGCUUCGAAGAGGUGCAAAAUUUCAAAAAACUGGCUUUCGAACAUUAA
Molecule: messenger RNA, 462 nt
Organism: Lachancea nothofagi CBS 11611
Lineage: Eukaryota; Fungi; Ascomycota; Saccharomycetes; Saccharomycetales; Saccharomycetaceae
Source: the annotation of a GenBank genome assembly